This is a messenger RNA of Schistosoma bovis, 5651 nucleotides long. The record is from the annotation of a GenBank genome assembly. NCBI's taxonomy places the organism in Eukaryota, Metazoa, Platyhelminthes, Trematoda, Strigeidida, Schistosomatidae.
GUCGACUGUCCUCUUUUUCUACCAUAUUAAAAUAUUGCGUUGUAUAUUCAAUUACUCAUUGAAAUGGUAUCAUAGUAACGAGUGGUGAUAAUAUUUCAAACUUGUGAAAGUGAGAUGAAUCUUGUACAUUUGAAAACUCUCAUACCAACACAAGAAUAUGAAGCUAAGGUACAGAGCCUUGCUUGGUCUCCAAAUAACAAGAAAAUAGCCGUAUGCACUAGUGAUCGAUUGGUAAUUAUUUUUGAUGAGAAUGGAGAGCGUCGUACACGUUUUUCUACAAAACCUUCUGAUUCAAAAAAUGAUGGAAAUUUAUUUCAAGUACGAGGCAUGGCAUUUUCUCAUGAUUCUAUCAAACUUGCUAUUGCACAGUCAGACAACAUAAUAUUUGUGUACAAAAUUGGAGAGUCGUGGGAUGAGAAAGUAGUAAUUUGCAAUAAAUUUCCACAAAAGUGUCCCGUAACAUGUAUUGCAUGGCCAGUAAAUCAACCCAUUAUUUGUGGCCUUGCUGAUGGCAAGGUUAGGGCUGCGAACACUCGUACAAAUAAAUCAUCCACUAUAUAUAAUGCUGACUCUUAUGUUGUUUCAAUUUCAGCGAAUAUUUCGGGCAAAGGAUUUAUUUCUGGGCAUGCAGAUGGGAAAAUAAUUCGAUAUUUUUUUGAUGAUGAUGGUUCAGGUGACGCUCAGGGGAAACUUACGACUCACCCCACAGCCCCGUAUGCUUUAGCAUGGGCUGGUUCCACAAUUCUAGCUGCUGGCUGUGAUAAACGUAUCUAUGUCUAUAACAGAGAGGGAAAGCUUGUACAGCAACUCGAUUACAGCAAAGAUGAAAGUGAAAAGGAAUUUACUAUUGCGUCAUGCAACCCUAGUGGACAUGUCGUUGCAUUCGGAAGCUUUAACCGCAUUCGUGUGCUCUCAUGGAGCCCUCGUAAAGGUAAAUGGGAUGAAUGUAAGUUAAAAGAAAUAAAAAAUUUGUACACUAUAACGGCUAUUGCCUGGAAGCAAGACGGUUCAAAAUUGGUUGUUGGGACCUAUUGUGGUGGGGUUGACAUAUUUGACUGUUGUGUGAAAAAGAAAUUAUACAAGAAAAUUUUUGAAUUAAAUUAUGUUGGACCAAGUCAAGUUAUUGUAAGAAACUUGGAAUCCGAUGACACAAUUGUUCUUCAGUCGAAAUUCGGCUAUGAAAUCGACGAUGUAAAAGUAAUGGGUAAAAAUCGAUACUUGGUCACACAUACAUCAAAUACACUGAUACUUGGUGAUCUUCGUGCGAAUCAGUUAAGUGAAGUUCCAUGGAGUAGAAAGAACCCCAAGGAGCGCUUCUAUUUUGGUUAUAAUAAAUUUUGCAUAAUAUUUGGUUCUGGUGAAUUGUAUGUGAUUGAAUAUGGAGUUAAUGAAAUAUUAGGCUCAGUUAGAACUGAAUUUACCACUCCGUUUCUAAUAAGUGUUCGAGUGAACGAACGAAAGUCCAGCAAUAAUUGUACAUGUAAAAAAAUUGCCUAUAUGUUAGAUCUGAAGACAAUAGCUAUUUUCGAUUUUAUAACAGGGUCAAAUGUUGCACACGUUUCUCAUGAUAGAAAAAUUGAUUGGAUUGAAUUAAAUGAAACUGGACAAAAGCUACUUUUUCGAGACAAGAAGCUUCAACUUAUUCUAUUCGAUAUAGAAACAGGUGUAAAAGUUAUGCUACUUAACUUUUGCUACUAUGUACAGUGGGUUCCUCAGAGUGAUGUCAUAAUUGCUCAGUCCAAAGAUAGUCUUUGCAUUUGGUACAACACUGAAUCGACUGACAGAAUGACAUCAAUCCCAUUGAGAGGCGGAGAUAUCACAGAUGUCGUACGUCAGAAUGGCAGGACUGAAGUUUUAAUAAAUGAAGGUGUGAACUCUGUUGCUUAUGCUUUGGACGACAGUCGUAUUGAAUUCGGUACUGCAAUGGAUGAUGGAGAUCUCGAAAGAGCAGUUUCAUUUUUGGAAAGCCUAGAUGUAACACCUGAAACAAAAUCUAUGUGGACUAAACUAGGAUUUGCCUCUUUAAAAACGGGAAAUUUACUAAUUUCAGAACAGUCCUUUGCUUCUUUAGGUUGUGUGAGCAAGUCACGAUAUUUACGGCAAACUCGAAACCUAUUAAUGGAAAACAAAUUAUCCAAGUCAAAUGUUCAGGCAUGCAUUGCUAUCCUUGAGAAAGACUUUCGAGCAGCCGAGAACAUAUUUUUAUCACAAAAUUCUAUUGAAGAUGUCGUAAAAUUAUACAAGGAUCUACUUAAAUGGGAUGAUGCUAUUGAGAUUGCCGAAGCUAAAAAUUGGUCUGGUUUGGACAAACUCAAGAAAGAUUAUCACCAUUGGUUGACGGAAACUGGACAAGAGGAGAAAGCUGGUGAUUUACGUCAAAAAGAUGGUGAUUUUAAUGGUGCAAUAACAUUAUAUCUUCGUGCUGGCGUACCUGGUAAAGCCGCACGUUUAGCAUUAACUGAACCAGAAAUUUCAUCAGAUAGAGUACUGGUGGAAAGAAUCAUUAUGUCAUUAACUCAAUGUGAACUGUAUGAAAAAGCUGGUGAACUAUAUCAAAAUUUGGGUCAAUCAGAGAAUGCAUUGCGUUGUUAUCGUCAAGGUAAUUGUUAUCAAAAAGCAAUCGAAUUAGCUAGAAUAUCUUUUCCAUCAAAUGUAUUACAAUUAGAAGAAGAAUGGGGUGAUUAUUUAAUGACAAAACAACAAAUGGAUAAUGCAAUUAAUCAUUUCAUUGAAGCUGGUGCAUACAUUAAAGCUACUGAUGCAGCAAUCAAUUCUUGUCAAUGGACAAAAGCUUCUCAUAUAUUAAAUUCAAUGGAAAAUAAAAAAUCCUCUGAACAAUUAUCACCAUAUUUUCUUAAACUUGCUCAACAUUAUAUUGGAUGUCGUGAAUACAAUGCAGCAGAACAAGCAUUUAUUAAAGCGAAUCAAUCAAAAUUAGCUAUUAAUAUGUAUAUUUCAAUAGGAAUGUGGGAAAAAGCACAUCAACUCGCAUCUUCAAUUAUGGAUCAAACAGAAUUAACUAAUAUGUAUUUGUCACAUGCUGAAGAAUUUGAAAAAAUUGGCAAUUACAAAGAAGCUGAACGUUUAUACUUAACUGUUAAAGAAACUGAUCGAGCAAUAACCAUGUAUAAAAAUACACGUCAAUAUAGAGAGAUGUUACGUUUAGUUAAACAAUUCAAUGCUGAUUUAUUAAAUCAAACUUAUUUACAUUUAGCUGAACAAUUUCAAAGUGAAGGCAAUUUUAAACAAGCAGAACAGUAUUAUUUAGAGGCUAAAGAUUGGAAAUCAGCUGUAAGUAUGUAUCGUACAAUUGAUCGAUGGGAAGAUGCUUAUCGUAUUGCAUCAAGUUGUACAGAACAACCGGAAUUACGCAAACAAGUAGCAUAUUUAUGGGCAAAACAUUUAGGUGGUGAAUCAGCAGUACGUUUGUUAACACGUUUAAGUUUAAUAGAAAAUGCUAUUGAUUAUGCAACAGAACAUUGUGCAUUCGAUUUUGCAUUUGAAUUAGCUCAAUCUGGUUCUUGCACUGAACGCUUACCUGAAGUUCAUAAUAAAUAUGCAAUGUUCUUGGAAGAUGAGGGAAAAUUUACGGAAGCUGAAGAACAGUUUAUCAAGGCAGGUAAACCUAGAGAAGCAGUACUUAUGUAUGUUCACAAUCAAGACUGGGAUUCAGCUGCACGUGUUGCUAGUGAACAUGAUCCAGAUAGUAUAAAUGAUGUAUUGCUUGGACAAGCUAGAUUAGCAUUUGGAGAGAAAGAAUUCGCUCAAGCUGAAGCACUUCUCUUAAGAGCUCAACGUCCUGAUAUGGCAGUACGUGUAUAUCGUGAGGCAGGUAUGUGGGAAGAAGCAAUACGGGUAGCUGAAACAUAUUUACCUAAUCGAGCUGAAGAGCUAAAGGAAGAACUACGCGAAGAAAGAAUGCAUGCAAUAACGGGUGGACCAAGAUUAUCCAAUCGUAAACAAUCUACUGAUGAUCGAAACACAUCAUAUUCAGCAAUUAAUGAAUUGAAGAAUUCAACUACAAAUACUUAUUUUAUACAAGCAAGAAAUUAUGAAUCCAAUGGGGAAUAUUUACGUGCAGUUGAAUAUUAUUUAAAAAUUACUCCUAAUACAAAUUCUAUGGAUAAUAAUCCAAAUGAUUCAAUUAAACAAUCUAUUACACCAGAUUUAUGUGAAAAUGCUUGGUUACAUGCUGUUAGUUUAGCAGUGAAAUUUUUACCAACUGAUAGUUCAGUUAAAGUGACUGAAUUAGUAGCUUCACGUUUAGCAUCAAUUCAACGCCAUACAUUGGCUGGUGAAUUACUUUUAAGUAUUGAUAAAAUACAUAAAGCUAUUGAUGCAUUUAUUGCUGGUGAGAACUGGUCAAAGGCUAAAUGUGUAGCACGUGAAUUAGAGCCACGUUUAGAAGUAUAUGUUGAAGCAAAAUAUAAAGAAGCAUUAAAAAUAAAGGGACAAGCUGAUACAUUAGCUAGUGUUGACAUAAAUUCAGCUUUAGAUAUGUAUGCAGAACAAGGUAAAUGGGAAAAGUGUUUAUCUACAGUGGAACAAUUAUUAAAUGAAGCAAAACAAACCGCUAAUGGUCACAGUAUGAAGGGUAAUGGAAAUAACACUAAUACAUUGUCAUCAUCAAAUGUUUUAAAAGAAUAUCAACGUUUACAUAAAUAUGUUGCUGUGUAUGCAGCUAAUUUAAUUAAAGAUUCACGUGUUUACGAUGCUAUGUUAUUAUAUAAAAAAUAUGGUACACCAGCAUAUAAGCAAAAUUUCAAUAUUUAUAAACGUAUAUUUCAAGGCAUAACAAGUCAACGUGGUCUAUACGGAUCAGAUGCUUAUCCAACAUGGUCAACUUUACGUGAUAUUUUAUUUGAUUUAAAUCAAAAUCUUAAACAAACCAAAUCUGAUAUACAACCAGAAAUUAUAAAAUUAUUUGAUCGUAUGCUUUUAGUGACACAUUAUUAUGCUAUUCGUUCAGCUUUAUUAUCAACACAACAAGAUGUUAAAGAGAUCGUUACACAAAUUAAUGUAUCACUUCUUCGACAUUCUGAUAUAUUACCAGCUGAUAAAGUAUUCUAUGAAGCUGGUAUUGAUUGUCGUCAAAUUGGAUGGAAUAAUAUGGCUUUUGUAUUUUUAAAUCGUUAUUUAGAUUUAGUUGAAGCUAUUGAAGAUCCAGAUAAUUCGUCUAAUACUUUAGACAGUUCAGAUUUUCAAGGUACUGAUAUACCUAUGGAAGUUCCUAUUCCAGAACAUCUUUAUACAACACAUAAAGAACAUGAAUCAAUACGUGAAUGGAUAUUAGCUAUAUCAAUGGAUCAUAAAUUUGAUCAAACAUUACCAAAAGAUGAAAGAGGUGUUUAUAUAGCUUCAUUAAAUUCACCUAAUAUUGGUUUAUCUUCAUUACCAUGUAUUAUUACAGGUUAUCCAAUACUUAGAAAUGGUAUUAUAUUUGAACCAUCUAAAAGAGCUGCUAUUCAAACAAAUUGGAAUAAAUUUUUGUAUAUAAUAAAAAUGAAUAAAACAUUUGAAUGUUUAAAUGUAAAAGAAUUCAUUGAACAAUGGUGUGGUACACCUACAUAUAAUAAAUGAAAUGUAAUAUAAUAGAAAAGGAAUACUUCAAAUACUUGUUUCCCUUUCAUUCCUAUUACUUACUUACUUAC